CCUCUUUUCAAUCUCUUAGCUCGUCGGAUCUGUUCCGAUUUCAUUCGUUUUUGUUUCGAUUCAUCCGAUCUUUCGAUAAUAGUCACUGAAUCGUUUCUUUUUGCAGGCGACCUCACCGAUCUGUUCAUAACUUGCUACCGUUGCUUUAUUGAUUCACCAUGGCGGACGAGGAGCCUGUUGAUCAGAAGAAGUACUUUGAAGAAAGCUGCAAGCCAAAAUGUGUGAGGCAGCUACUUCACUACAAGGAUUGUGUUAAAAGGGUUGAAGGUGAUACUAGUGGUCACAAACACUGUACUGGACAAUAUUUUGACCUAUGGUCAUGUGUUGAUCAAUGUGUUGCGCCCAGGCUGUUUGAGAAGCUUAAGUGACCCAUUUACCUUGUGGGUGUCCAAUAGAGUUCCUGCAGAGAACUGCAGUGAUGAUUGUUUCGUAAUACUUCCUUAAACUUUGUUAAGUUUUUGAAAUUUGAAUAGCUUGCAACUAAUAAUAUGGAAUGCUAAUAAGAUUCCAUG
Impatiens glandulifera is the source of this 512-nucleotide messenger RNA. Its product is annotated as cytochrome b-c1 complex subunit 6-1, mitochondrial-like. Lineage: Eukaryota; Viridiplantae; Streptophyta; Magnoliopsida; Ericales; Balsaminaceae. The record is from RefSeq and is a predicted model, not a curated record. The transcript has 4 exons. Gene Ontology annotation, biological process: mitochondrial electron transport, ubiquinol to cytochrome c. The coding region runs from base 159 to 368 and encodes 69 amino acids.